Messenger RNA from Heterocephalus glaber (naked mole-rat), 2266 nucleotides. The record is from RefSeq and is a predicted model, not a curated record. Lineage: Eukaryota; Metazoa; Chordata; Mammalia; Rodentia; Bathyergidae.
GUAAACAAAGAGCCAGAGAGGAUGAGCCGGCCUGCCACUCACCAGGAUGCAUUUGAAGAGGUUGUUCUCCUUGGGCGGCAGCUGCACGUUCGGCAUCGCUGCCGGCAGCAGGGCUGGGUGGACACCGGGACGAGCUGCUGCGGAGAGUCGGGCCCCGGGGGACGAGUCACUUCAUUGGCCUAACCUUGAGGCCGAGCAACAGCGCUGGGCUCUUUGGAAGGACUGGCAAUGCAAACGGAAGAUGCUGAAAUGAAUCGCCACCUUUGUGUUUGGCUUUUUAGACAUUCAUCCCUGAAUGCUUAUCCCCGGUGUCGCAUCUAUGUCCGUUCUCAUCAAUUUAGACAGCUGCAUCUUAAAACAAGGCUGGGGGUUCUUGGACAAAAUAGGAAUCACAUUCUCUGUUGUCUUUUAAAUAAGAAUUGGUCCAGGAGAUAUUGUUAUCAAGAUACCAGUAUGAUCUGGAAGCAUAAAGCAUUUCAGAAAUAUAUGGAAGACCUAAAUAAGGAGUACCAAACACUUGGUCGGUGUCUGCAGGACAUCCCUGUGAAUGAAGCAGACCGAAGGUCCAUGACCCGAAGGCGUGCUGAAUUGGCACCACUUGCAGCCAUUUAUCAAGAAAUUCAGGAAGCUGAACAAGCAAUAGAAGAAUUAGAAUCAAUGUGCAAAAGUCUAAAUAAACGAGAUGAAAAGCAGUUACAAGAACUUGCAUUAGAAGAAAGGCAAACCAUUGAUCAAAAAAUCACCACUCUGUACAGUGAGCUUUUUCAGAGUCUGUUGCCAAAGGAAAAAUAUGACAAAAAUGAUGUUAUUUUAGAAGUGACAUCUGGAAGAACUACUGGAGGUGAUAUCUGCCAACAAUUUACCCGAGAAAUAUUUGACAUGUACCAGAAUUAUUCAUGCUAUAAGCACUGGAAAUUUGAACUUCUAAAUUAUACGCCAGCAGAUUAUGGUGGACUACAUCAUGCAGCUGCCCGAAUUUCUGGUGAGAAUGUCUACAAGCAUUUGAAGUAUGAAGGUGGGAUCCACCGAGUUCAGCGAAUCCCUGAGGUGGGCCUGUCAUCGAGAAUGCAGCGUAUUCACACAGGAACUAUGUCAGUCAUUGUCCUUCCUCAGCCAGAUGAGGUAGAUGUGAAAGUGGACCACAGGGAUGUGCGAAUAGAUACAUUUCGAGCCAAAGGAGCAGGAGGACAGCAUGUUAAUACAACAGACAGUGCUGUCAGGCUUGUCCAUAUCCCCACGGGGAUAGUAGUAGAAUGCCAACAAGAACGAUCACAGAUAAAAAAUAAAGAAAUAGCUUUUCAUGUGUUAAGAACUAGACUCUACCAGGAGAUUAUUGAGAAAGACAAGUGUCAGCAACAAAGUGCUAGAAAACUUCAGGUGGGAACCAGGACUCAGUCAGAGAGAAUUCGGACAUAUAAUUUCACCCAGGAUAGAGUCACUGACCACAGGAUAGCAUAUGAAAUUCGUGACAUUAAGGAAUUUUUAUGUGGCGAGAAGUGCCUGGAUCAGCUAAUUCAGAGACUGCUUCAAUCAGCAGAUGAAGAAGCCAUUGUUGAACUUUUGGAUGAAAACCUUAAAUCAUCAAAAUAAAUCAGCUGAUUUAUUAUUAUUAUAUAAAUGGAAUGGGCCUAUCAAGAAACAGAUAAGACAUUGAAAUCUUUAUGAAUAUUCAUAAAUGAAGCUAUAAAUAUAUAUAUUUUAAAGAAUCAAAGUCACAUCUCUUGACUUGAGGAUUUAUUUUCUAUUUUAAUUAAACAAUCCAAACUGUUUAUUAUUUGAAACCCAGGCUGAUUGUGAACUUGACAUCCUCCUGCCUCAACCUUCUGAGUGCUGGGAUACAAGCAUGCACUACUCCUUAUAAAUUAAACAUUUUUCAUGUAUUACUUCAGGAAAAUGUAAAUUUUAAUGAUAGAAGAUUUAGACACAAUCUGUAAAUCCCUUAUUUAAAGAUAGAGAUUAUAGCAGUACCUCAGUUCAUGAACUUAAUUCAUCCCACAAUUGUGGAAAAGAUGGCCACAUUUGUGUUCAUGCAGGAAAGAUGGCCAUAGUUGUGUUCGUCACCUGAUACAGAGUUCACAAACAAAAACAAAAUUUUACCAAAUGCUUCUGUUUGCAAACCAAGUCAUGUGCAAACAGAAGCAUUCAUGAAGCAAGGUACCACUGUACAGGUACUGUUAAUCAUGCAAAAGUUAAGACUGAGUAUUACUUUUUAAUAAAAAAUAAAAAUUACAAAGACUAAAAUAAUAAAAAGGCUUAAAAUUGUAAA